Belonocnema kinseyi is the source of this 543-nucleotide messenger RNA. RefSeq lists its product as uncharacterized. Lineage: Eukaryota; Metazoa; Arthropoda; Insecta; Hymenoptera; Cynipidae. The transcript has 2 exons. Gene Ontology annotation, molecular function: nucleic acid binding. The coding region runs from base 1 to 543 and encodes 180 amino acids. The record is from RefSeq and is a predicted model, not a curated record.
AUGCAUCCACAACGAGUCACUGUUUGGUGCGGAUUUUGGUCUGGUGGCAUCAUCGGCCCAUUUUUCUUCGAAAAUGACGAAGGAGCCACCGUAACCGUCAAUGGUGAGCGCUACCGGGCAAUGUCAACUGACUGGUUUUUUACUGAAAUUGACGGAAUGGAUAUGAACAACAUUUGGUUUCAACAAGACGGCGCUACGUGCCACACAGCGCAUGCCACAAUCGAUAUUCUGCGUCCAAUCUUCGAAAAUCGAAUAAUCAGCAAAAAUGGUGAUGUGAAUUGGCCUCCCCGGAGCUGCGAUUUGACACCAUUGGACUAUUUUCUGUGGGGAGCGGUGAAGGAUAAAUUUUAUGCAAACAAUCCAGAAACAAUUCAAGACCUCAAGACCGAAAUUCAUGCCGCUAUUGCUGAAAUAAGGCCAGAGACAAUCGAAAAUGUACUCAAAAAUUGGGUUGAUCGAAUGGGCUAUUGCCAAGCUGAACUCAAGGACACCGACAACAAAAGGCUCUCGAGACCUCCAAGUCUCAUCACUAAUCCGCUUUAA